AUGUCUCAUAACCUCAUUGGAAGCCACAUUGACGGUCCUCCGGCCGCCAACACCCACAAUGCCAGCGCAAACGGCUUUCAGCGUGGAAGCACUCAACAGCAGCGUUCUAACUUGCAAUCGACGCCAGCUGACGAGCUGCAUGACCUCGUCUGCGUUGGUUUCGGCCCCGCGAGUCUUGCCAUUGCAGUGGCACUUCACGAUGCGAUCGAGAGUGGCAGGCUCCCGCGGUCAAGGGCCCCCAAGAUUCUGUUCCUGGAGAAGCAGCGCAAGUUUGCCUGGCACGCCGGUAUGCUUCUACCUGGCGCCAAGAUGCAGAUCUCCUUCAUCAAGGACAUGGCAUCUCUACGCGACCCGCGAUCGCACUUUACAUUCCUAAACUUCCUCCACCAGCGCGGGCGCCUGAUUGAUUUCACCAACCUGAGCACUUUCCUCCCGGCUCGCUCCGAGUAUGAAGAGUAUCUGAGAUGGUGUGCGAACCACUUCGGAGAUGUUGUCCGCUACGGGCAAGAGGCCGUCUCCGUGUCACCAGUGUCGGCCACUCAAAACGGAAACCCAGUCUCGCAGUUCACUGUGAGCUCGAGAGACGUUGUGACUGGUAAAAUCUCGACAUUCCGCUCCAAGAAUGUGGUGUUGGCCCUUGGUGGUCAGGCAAACAUCCCCAAGUCGCUGCCCGCCCAGCACCCGCGCGUCAUUCACUCUUCGCAGUAUGCGCACAUGGUGCCCAAGAUUCUCAACAGGAAGGAUGCGCCGUACCGGGUCGCCGUGAUUGGUGGUGGCCAGAGUGCUGCCGAGAUUUUCAACAAUGUGCAAAACCUGUACCCCAACUCGAGCACAUCCUUGAUUAUGCGAUCCGAGUUCCUCAAGCCUAGUGACGACUCUCCCUUCGUCAACUCGAUCUUCAACCCCGAGUUUAUCGAUAACCUAUACCCCCGAUCCGCCGAGAACCGAAAGUCUCUCAUCGCCGACGCACGCGCUACCAACUAUGGUGUCGUGCGCCUGGAGCUUAUUGAGCACCUAUACGAGAAGAUGUACGAGCAGCGUCGCGAAUUCGGUCCCGAUGAGAGCAAGUGGCCACACCGUAUUCUGGGUGCCACCGACAUUGUUGGCGUCAGCUCCGACGAUACCAACCAGGAGAAGCUCCGACUUCAAGUCCGCAACCUGCGCGAGCAAAGCGACUACGUGCUCGAUGUUGAUUUGAUCAUUGCCGCGACUGGAUACAAGAGAACCGGCCACCUCACCAUGUUGGACGAGGGUGUCUCCAAGCUCCUUCCCGACGUUGCCAAGGGAUCGACCGAGGUGAAGAUGGACGUCAAGACCCCAUACUCGGGUAUUGAACAAAAGAACGUCCAAGUUGCUCGCGACUACAGCCUGCAAUUCGCUCCUGGCAAGGUUGCGCGUGGCUCAGGAAUCUGGCUGCAGGGCUGCAACGAGAGCACACACGGUUUGAGCGACACCCUUUUGUCUGUGCUUGCCUGCCGUUCGGACGAGAUCAUCAACUCCAUCUUUGGUGCCGGCUUCCCCAAGACGAUGGCUAAGCUAUAA
Messenger RNA from Pestalotiopsis fici W106-1, 1542 nucleotides. RefSeq lists its product as uncharacterized. Bases 1 to 1542 code for a protein of 513 amino acids. NCBI's taxonomy places the organism in Eukaryota, Fungi, Ascomycota, Sordariomycetes, Amphisphaeriales, Sporocadaceae. The transcript has 3 exons. Gene Ontology annotation, biological process: intracellular iron ion homeostasis. The record is from RefSeq and is a predicted model, not a curated record.